UUUCGCAAUCUUUAAAUGAUAUACAUAUUACGAAAUUACCACAUAAAAAAUUAUAACUAUACAAUUUAGCAUACAAUUAGACGAUAUCCAUCAAUAGAUCACUUCAUUAGCAAACUAAGGCACGAUUUUGAUCAAUGAUCUCAAACUUCACGAUCUUAUGAUCAUAAUUUUUCCCAUAUAUACGUACAUCUGAACAAGCCAUCAUUAAAAUAAUGAAAUUAUUAAAAUUGUUGUUCUUUUCUUAUACAAUUUGAUAUCCCGUUGCGAUUUUUAUUUAACCAAUAGUGGGUUAAAAAGUCAAAAACCAUUAUGGGGGUCUGACGCCACAGGUAGCCGCAAACACAAGGUCACUAAACAACUGGAACGCUUUGCAUGUGGUAAACUUCGGCUAAUACUUGGUUUUGCCAUGAGUCAUUAGUGUGACUGAAUAGUGUCAGUCAUCAUUUAGCACGUUUUACAAAACAAGAAAAAACAUACGCAAAAAAAAAAACAACAAUAAUUUGCAAUGCGAAAAGGUAUCGUCUUACACAGUUACCGGUAAAAGCUACUCUUCCGUUUUUGGGUCAUACUUGAUUUACAUAUAUUAUAUAUCUAUAAACCAUACACAACAUACAUACCCCAGUGACUGGAGUGCAUACAUUUCUAAGCCUUUAUUUGCCAAUAUCUACAAACUCACAGCUUAAAAUAGUCGAAAAGCAUUUUGGCAUAACAGCACGAAGCCAUCAAGUCAAACCAAGAAUUUAUGUAAAUUACCGGCGGCAAACAUAUGUACAUAUGUCAAAGUGAAGCAUACACACCUUCGCUGAAACAGUCUUUUUCACACACACCACACACAAAUUGCUUUGGGCUUCAUAGCUCAGUACGCGGUAAUGAGCUGAGUUAAUUAGUUGCUUACAUAUAAAAUUCAUACCUGAAAACACACACUCACACAAACAUAUAUGAAUUGAUAGCUGAGAGAAGAAGAAGAAGAGACAAAUAAUAUACAGGGCUUAAUGAGAACCUGACAAAACGGGCCAAUACGAGCAUACAGUCGAGACAUUAUGGAAGUGUAUGACGACAGGCCGGUGAGUGUCUACGACAAUUUGAAAACGACGCCGAACAACAUACACACAAGCACGCCGAAAGCCGUAAAGAGAGGUAACACAGUGCCAUCUCCAGCUGCAUCGCCCUUGUCAACACGCAGAGCAGCAGCAACAGCAACAACAACAACGGUCGGAACCACCGCAGCGAAUAGAGCAACUAGCUCACCCAUUUACGCCGAUAUUGCAUUCAAGUUUAAUGACAACAACCAACUAACAAAUCAGCAGUCACAACAACCACACCUAAAGCAACAGCCACAGCAACAACAACCGCUUCCGCGCUUGACUCAGCAAUACGCGCAACAGUCGACCGCGCAAUCGUUGGUGUCAAACUUCACUGACCAAGCACCAACAACAACAGCAACAGCACAACAUUUUGCAACGAACACAACGCUGCCAACACAGAGUAACAACAACAGCACUAACAACUACACUAACAGCAGUAAUCAGCGGUUAAUACAAGCGAACGCGUCGCUUACCUUGCCUGCCCCAGCUCCAGCUCCCGCUUCCGCUCUAGCUUCAGCACCAAUCAAAGCGUUUACAACAGCAACGCCAGCAGCCAUGUCAACGACGACAACGUCAGCGAUGGCGUCUACGGUGGCAGCACCUAGGAAUGCAAGUCCGGCACAGAGACCGCUUAGUCAACAUUCGCAAUCGGAACUAUACGAAGCCAGUCAGAGUAUAGCUGCGGUGAAAGCCGCAUUAAAUGAUGCUAAAUCGAAAUUUUUCGGCUUAAACGGUUACGCGCAAGAUCAUCCACACAACAACACAUACAGUGCUAACGAAUCUCGGCCGCUGCAGCAAAGAGCCAUCGCGCCACGCCUACUCAUCGACAAUCAAUAUCCAAAAGUACAAAUCGUGACUACAGCGCCCACACCGCCGCCAAAGAGCCAACCCAAGUAUCAGAAUAUACCGGAGAAUAGCGCCAUAUUCCGCAAUAACGCCGAGACGCCACCCGAAUUGCCGCCGAAGCCACCAGUGGAAGCAGUUGCGGUGCCGUCGAGAAUGAUUGCCACAACUCCGCCCACACAAACUGAUGGCGCCGUGUCUACAACACCCAACUCAGCUGCGUUCUCAACUAGCUCAAGGCAAUCGAAUACACCGUCACCAUCGCCAUCAUCACCAUCCGAUGCGGCCAAGGUAUCGUUGUCAUCCUCACAUGCAGCGUACAAGCAAAUACCGAUAAAUGAUAUUGACACUACGCAGCCAUCACAAGCCGUCUACAUGUCCACCACAGUACCGCAGAAUAUAAAAGGUAGUAAAAUUGCCGGACGACAUACUCCAACAAGAAAUAGUUUAAGGCACAGUCGCAUGCUAGUUGUAAAUAAUAAAACAUAUCCAGCCACUCAGCAUCCGAAUCCAAUGAGUUUUAAAUAUCCGAAUCUUGCCCGCUGGUUGCUUAUACUGGAGAUAAUAGUUGGUCUACUAAUAUCAUUCCUAGCAAUUUGGAUAUUCUGUUUGGCGCCCAAUACGGCCAUACAAUAUAAUCCAUAUUGGAGCGGUUUAGUGCUCCUGCUCGCUGGCAUUCUUGGACUUGUGCUUGUACGCUAUCAGCGUAUUAAACGUCACAAAGUACGCGAGAAUUGUUUCAAAUUUUUACGAGCCGACUCAUACUUGCUAGCACUCUUGGCCGUCUUGCUAUGCUGUGUGGCAGUCUUCUGCGCCGCCCUACACUAUGCGCGCCUGUGCGCCGACGACACACACUGUGCCUCAACGAAUAUUUUGCUGGAGCAUGGUUCCUGCACGUGCAUCUUCAACGCAAACGACGACGAGUUGGUGGCGCCGACGAAUAGUAGUACGGCACAAGUGGCGAACGGGCUGUUGGAUGAAGAAGUGGUGCCGGAGCAUUUCAACGAUCAAAGCUACAAAGUGGAGUAUCGUGACUUGAGCUGCAAGGAGCUGCGCGGCGAAUGGAUAACCAUACUGAUCUUAUCGAUGGCGCUCAACACUAUUGGCUUUCUGCUCGCCUUUGCCUACACAGUGUUGCUGUUCUGCUGUCGUCACAGCGCUAAGCGUCCGUUCUACACCUCCGUCCAUACUAGUACCUUUUAGACAAGGAUUUGCUAUAGUCUACAAAUACGCACUCACACACGCACACAAAUACAAAAACACACAUACAUACCUGUAGUAUUUUUUAAUUGUAGCGCUACAUACAUAUCUAUUAAUAUGUAAUAUAAAUAUAAAUUUUUAAAAAUCUGUUUCAUAGUGCUGAGCUCAUUUUAUACAAAAAUACAUACUUAUUUAUGGAGUAUGUUUACCAUAGACAUACAUGUGUCGUUGGCGCUUUGUACUUAAUUCGCUUUUAAAAAUAAGUUUUAACACUCUAACUUUCAACUGAAAAAUUAAAAAAAUUUGUAAAUGUCAAAUUUUAAUAAGAAACACGAUUUGCAUUAUUUAUAAAAAAUACUUAUUUAUUUUAAAUACGAUAUAUAUUUAUUAUUAUUGUAUUAAUGCACUCACAUACAAAUAAUUUUAAAAUAAUUGAUUUCGAAAAAAAAUUUAUAAUAUUAAAAAAAAAAUUUUUUUAAAUAUUUUUAAUAACCAUUAUGACUACCUUGACUUUGAUAAUUAAUAAUAUACAAAUACAUACAUACAUAUACAUAUGUAAAUGCAAAUGUAGUGAAAUUGCAUGAAAAUUAAUUGUAAAUUCUCGAAAAAAUUUUAAAUAUUAUUACAUUGCAACAUGUGGCAAGUACAAUAUGUUACCAACCAUUUUGAUAUUAGAAACUAAAAUAAAAAAAUAUUUUACAAUGCACACAGACGAAGACAUGAAAUAAUUGGAAAUGGAAAUGCUCAAUAAAUCGCAAAUGAUGUGCAGUUACUAAA
Molecule: messenger RNA, 3905 nt
Organism: Bactrocera oleae (olive fruit fly)
Lineage: Eukaryota; Metazoa; Arthropoda; Insecta; Diptera; Tephritidae
Source: RefSeq, a predicted model, not a curated record